This is a messenger RNA of Suricata suricatta (meerkat), 2029 nucleotides long. It is a transcript of the gene GNA14, whose product is annotated as G protein subunit alpha 14. Gene Ontology annotation, cellular component: heterotrimeric G-protein complex. The transcript has 7 exons. Gene Ontology annotation, molecular function: G protein-coupled receptor binding; G-protein beta/gamma-subunit complex binding; GTPase activity. NCBI's taxonomy places the organism in Eukaryota, Metazoa, Chordata, Mammalia, Carnivora, Herpestidae. The coding region runs from base 1 to 1068 and encodes 355 amino acids. Gene Ontology annotation, biological process: phospholipase C-activating dopamine receptor signaling pathway; action potential; adenylate cyclase-modulating G protein-coupled receptor signaling pathway. The record is from RefSeq and is a predicted model, not a curated record.
AUGGCCGGCUGCUGCUGCCUGUCCGCGGAGGAGAAGGAGUCGCAGCGCAUCAGCGCCGAGAUCGAGCGGCAGCUUCGCCGGGACAAGAAGGACGCGCGCCGCGAGUUCAAGCUGCUGCUGCUGGGAACUGGUGAAAGCGGCAAAAGUACCUUUAUCAAGCAAAUGAGAAUCAUUCAUGGGUCUGGCUACAGCGAUGAAGACAGGAAGGGCUUCACGAAGCUGGUUUACCAAAACAUAUUCACCGCCAUGCAAUCCAUGAUCAGAGCCAUGGACACCCUGAGGAUACAGUAUGCGUGUGAGCAGAAUAAGGAAAAUGCCCAGCUCAUCCGAGAAGUGGAGGUGGACAAGGUCUGUGCGCUGUCCGGGGACCAGGUGGAGGCCAUCAAGCAGCUGUGGCAGGACCCGGGCAUCCAGGAGUGUUACGACCGGAGGCGGGAGUACCAGCUGUCCGACUCCGCCAAGUAUUACCUGACCGACAUCGACCGGAUCGCAAUGCCGUCCUUCGUGCCAACGCAGCAGGAUGUGCUUCGUGUCCGAGUGCCCACAACCGGCAUCAUCGAGUAUCCGUUUGACUUGGAAAACAUCAUCUUUCGGAUGGUAGACGUUGGUGGCCAGCGAUCUGAAAGACGGAAAUGGAUCCAUUGCUUUGAGAGCGUCACCUCCAUUAUUUUCUUGGUUGCUCUGAGUGAAUAUGACCAGGUCCUGGCUGAGUGUGACAACGAGAACCGCAUGGAAGAGAGCAAAGCCUUAUUUAAAACCAUUAUUACCUACCCCUGGUUUCUGAACUCAUCCGUGAUUUUGUUCUUGAAUAAGAAGGAUCUUUUGGAAGAGAAAAUCAUGUACUCUCAUCUCAUUAGCUACUUCCCAGAGUACACAGGACCCAAGCAGGAUGUGAAAGCUGCCAGAGACUUUAUCCUGAAGCUUUACCAAGACCAGAAUCCUGACAAAGAGAAAGUCAUCUACUCUCACUUCACGUGCGCGACAGACACGGAGAACAUUCGCUUCGUGUUCGCUGCUGUGAAGGACACGAUUCUCCAGCUCAACCUGAGGGAAUUCAACCUGGUUUGAAAGCUGCUGCGCCCCGCGUCCAGGCCGGGAGCCAGGCCCUGUGCGCGCCUCACGCGUUACUUGCCAGUGCUGUGGCGGCACCGAGCCCACCACGCAGGCCGCGGGGACACGUGAGGGACCUUCCGAGAUAUUUGAGUUGAGCGACCUUUUUCGAAGUCUUUGUUCCUGUGUUGUUUUUCUUGACUUUUGGCUCUAAGAUUUUGUGUAAGUUUUGAAGUUGAUAUUUUACAGAACUUUUAAAAGCCACUGUGGUUUAUGUUCUUUUUUUAAGUUAAAGUGUGUUUAAUAAUAGCCAUUAACACGUCACGUGACAGAAGGGUCUGUUAGUUUGUAGCUCAUACCUUGAGACCUCUCGGAUGAGUCUGGGUGAUAAUUUAAAAAAAAGAAAAUUAAUGGGUUUGAGGCUUUUUAUUAAAUCUUGUAAUUUAGAGAUUUUAAAUUGUUUUUCUCUCUUCAUGCUGAAGUACGCAUUUAACAUGCCAUCAAAGAUUUUUUAACAUUUGUUUGUUAAAUAUUUCUAAGCCAAAUUAAUGACUAUAUUAAUAUAUCCAACUUAGUUUUGCCAUAAUUUGAUCACUAUGCAGCCAAAGUUGACAUAAAUGGGCUCUAGAUAGCAUGUAUGUUGUAAAAAAAUGUGUGUACGUAUAUACAACCAAGUCUUGUAAACUUGUGAAAUGGCUAAAAGCCUAACCUGUUCAACAAAUGGAAUGUAACCCCUGCCAAAGUUCUGACGGCCAGCACAGGUUUGCUGUUUGAACCAGGGUACGCGGUGCCUUUCCGAGGCGGCUAAGAAUAUACCGUUCCGCCACAGGCAUUGGAUUAUGUUGUUUCUUUGAGCUCAUGGUUGACUUGAAGGUUCAGAUCCUAGAAAGAAAAAUGUUGCGACUUUGAUACUUUAUAACUCAAACUUUCUACAUGGCCUCAUAAAAGAGGAAAAAUAAACUUCCUUUUACUUUCUAGG